CGGGAAUUGCAACCAAAACAGUAAACAGCACUGAGACGUUUGCGACUGCCGUUGAGAAACAGCAAUGUUACAGCCAGAAAGCGCUCAGAUUACGUUAGAUGUUUCAGAAAAGCGCAACUAUGAACAUUACACGUCACAACUUUCACAGGAGGAAAAUCCGUUUAACUUCAGCCCUCAGCUCAUUUACCUUCACAAGGAUCACGAGCUGUUUGAGGAUGGAGACGUUGAGAGACACAUGUACCUUCAAGACCUUUAUAUUUCAGAGGCUGACGACGACAAACAAACGCCCAGUGCGUCAGAGUUUGCCUGUCACAUCUCCGGCUGCAACGUGGUCCACAGCACUUUAGAGGAGUAUGAGCACCACUACAAUUCCUUACACAGAAACGUGUGCUCCAUAUGCCGACGCUCACUGCCCACUGCUCGUCUCCUGGACGUCCACAUUCAGGAGUGGCACGACUCAGUCUUCAUGGUUCUGGCGCAGCGGCAAGACAUGUACCAGUGUUUGGUGGAGGGCUGUGAACACAAAUUCAGGACGAGCACACUCAGGAAGGACCACCUGGUACGAAGUCACAAGUACCCCCCAGACUUCAGAUUUGACAAACCAAAAAAAGAGAAAGGACCUCGAGAAACAAAGCAGCAGCUGCUGAUGGACACAGCGAUGGAAGUAGUGGACAACGCGAGUGAGGUUCUUUGUGAAGAGCAUCCCAAACGGGCAGAUCAGGAGGAAUCCAUGGAGAUGGCCACGACAGAGACCCACUUGACCGAAAAAGGCGCCUCGCGUGCGGACCGAGCAGCAGGUCACAACUCAAAUGACCAGCAUCUGAAAUCACGAUUUUCCAACAGGGUUCCUUCUAAUGUGUGCUUUGGUCACGGCUCCAUCCGAAGCUUCAGAGGUCAUAAAGGAAGGAGGAAAUGAAACCGCUUUAAAAAUCGCAAAUAUAUGCUCACUUUUGCCUUUUAAGUUUAUAUAACAAUAAAUAAACUAUUCCUCUUUCA
This is a messenger RNA of Syngnathoides biaculeatus (alligator pipefish), 996 nucleotides long. It is a transcript of the gene znf511, whose product is annotated as zinc finger protein 511. Bases 65 to 916 code for a protein of 283 amino acids. Lineage: Eukaryota; Metazoa; Chordata; Actinopteri; Syngnathiformes; Syngnathidae. The record is from RefSeq and is a predicted model, not a curated record. The transcript is spliced from 6 exons.